Molecule: messenger RNA, 1852 nt
Organism: Tuber melanosporum (Perigord truffle)
Lineage: Eukaryota; Fungi; Ascomycota; Pezizomycetes; Pezizales; Tuberaceae
Exons: 2
Coding region: 93-1583 (496 amino acids)
Biological process (GO): DNA replication-dependent chromatin assembly; CENP-A containing chromatin assembly
Cellular component (GO): nucleoplasm
Molecular function (GO): histone binding
Source: RefSeq, a predicted model, not a curated record
CCAACUACCAUCGCCACAACUGCGAGCUUUCCACUACUUCCCACCACCACACUCAUUAUCCAACAAACGAAAAAAGGAAAGCACAAGUCAGAAUGUCAACCGAAACGACAACUACCCGUCUGGCCACUCUAAAAGCGCAAGCCGCAAAAUCCUACGCUCAGAAGGACUACUCCGCUGCCUCUGACUCUUACGCGCAAGCAUGUGAACUCCAGUCUAGUAUCAAUGGGGACGAUAACCCACAGAACGCGCACCUACUGUACUUGUACGGACGUUCGCUGUUCCAGGUUGCGUUGACCAAGAGCGAUGUUUUGGGUGGGAAACCUGUGGAAGAGCAAGACGAGAAAGAGAAGAAGGGUGGAAUAGCCAAGGGUAAGGGGAAGGAUGUUAGUGAAGCUGGGGGGGAGGGAAAUGAUGAGAAGCUAAAAGCUCCGGCACCUGUAGUUGGUGCUAAGGGGGGGUUCUUUUCGUUUACGGGAGAUGAGAAUUGGGAUGAUUCUGAGGAGGAGGGUGAGGAUGCAGAUGCUGGGGGGGAUGGGGACGUGGAGAAAGAAGGCGAUGAUGACUUUACACUCGCUUGGGAGAUCUUGGACUUUGCGAGGGUGUUGUUUUUGAAGCAGCUCGGGUCUUCUAAAACCGCUGAUGACCAGACCACCGGCACCAACGAAGUCGAACCCAUCGUUCAGGAAACUACAACCGACACCUCCAAUGAUCCAAUAACCUCAAUUCCCAACCCUGACUCCGCACUCCCUGCCGCCUCCAGCGCCUCUACUUCCACUGAAACUAAACCCGACUUCAAGACCCUCAAAACCGCCCUGGCAGACACCUACGACCUCCUCGGCGAAGUCUCCCUAGAAUCCGAGUCCUUCCCGCAAGCCACAAAGGACCUUCGCUCCUCUUUAGAGCUGAAACUUAAAUUAUACCCCCCCUCAUCAACCCUAAUUUCCGAAGCACACUUCAAACUCUCCCUCGCCCUAGAAUUCGCUGCCGCAGGCGAGGGUGUUACUAACGACGACCGCCGCAAAGGGCGUGAAGAAGCGGCAGUGCAAAUGGAGCUCGCGAUAGCAAGCUGCCGCGCUAGGAUUACUAAGGAGGAAGCAGAAUUGAAAGAGCUUGGCACAGACGGAGAUAAAGAUGGCAAGGCAAAGAAGAGCCUUGAGGAAGCAAGGGAGAUGGUGGGAGAGUUGGAAGUCAGGCUUGCCGAUCUACGCUCGGCUACACCAUCGCCCACCCUAGCAGAUGCUCAAGACGAUGACCAACUCCGUGGAAUCCUCGGCCAAGUCCUUGGUGAAGAUCCUGAAGAAGCGAGGAAAAGGAUUGCAGAGGUUGUUGGGCGUGCGAACGAUCUCUCGGGGCUGGUUCGGAAGAAGCCUGCCUCCGCGUCUGCGGAGCCGGCGCCUGCUACGGCGGGGGCGAGUACGGUCAUUGUGCCAAUUAACGGUGGGAAGAGGAAGUUGGAAGAUGUAGUCGAGGAGGAACCCGUCGAAGAACUUGAAAUACCAAAGAAGGUGAAGUUGCAGGAUGAGGCUAAGCCUGAAGCUGAGGCGGAAGAGAAGGUUGAAGGUGAGGGCGAUGUGAAGCCUUAGUCUGAAAAGUCCCUUUGCCUUGUAGUUUUAGUUUUACGGGUGGGUGGAUACGGUUUUUAUACUCUUUUUUAACUUUUUCUUCUUUCUUUUUCUUUGGUUUACCCUUUCCCAAGGCUACCGGUAUUCACAUUGCUUCCGUGUGUUCGAGGUUGUGUGGGUGGGGUUAAUUCGCUGGACUGGGGGAUUGGAAGUGAGGGAGCGAAAAACGUGUCUUGCUGGAUGGGAUGUACGUUAGGCUUUUCGAUAGUGGAACCUGGGUUAGUGCCGUG